This is a messenger RNA of Phalacrocorax carbo (great cormorant), 2994 nucleotides long. The record is from RefSeq and is a predicted model, not a curated record. Lineage: Eukaryota; Metazoa; Chordata; Aves; Suliformes; Phalacrocoracidae.
GUAGGGCCUCCGCUUCCCGCACUUCGCGCUCUUCCCGGCCCGCCGCGACCGCCUCUGCCCGCGGAGCGCGGGGCUGCCGCCGGGGCGCGGCGCGGCGCGGCGCGGCGCGGGGCCGCUGCCCAUGGAGCCCCCCGCCCUCGCCGCCCUCCUGGCCUUCUCGGGGCUGGCGCUGAGCUGUUGCCGCGAACCCCUUCUCUCCGAAUGUUAUACAGCAAACGGGGCUGACUAUCGUGGCACUCAGAACCAGACCUCCCAAUAUGCAGGGAAACCUUGUCUUUUUUGGAAUGAGACCUUUGAGCAUCCUUAUAAUACUUUGAAAUAUCCCAAUGGGGAGGGAGGGCUUGGAGAGCAUAACUACUGCAGGAACCCUGAUGGAGAUGUCAGCCCAUGGUGCUACAUUGCAGAGCAUGAGGAUGGAAUUUAUUGGAAAUACUGUGAGAUUCCAUCCUGCCGAAUGCCGGGGAAUCUAGGGUGUUACAAGGACCAUGGAGAGCCACCACCUUUGACUGGCACCAGUGAGACCUCCAAUAAACUUACUAUCCAAACAUGCAUCAGUUCCUGCCGAAGUCAACAAUUUAAGUUUGCAGGAAUGGAAUCAGGUUAUGCUUGUUUCUGUGGAAAUAAUCCUGACUACUGGAGAUAUGGGGAGGCAGCCAGUACGGAAUGCAACAGUGUUUGCUUUGGAGACCAUACUCAGCCUUGCGGUGGGGAUGGCAGAGUCAUUCUUUUUGACACCCAUAUUGGUGCCUGUGGAGGGAAUUACACUUCUGCUACAGCUGUGAUCUAUUCCCCAGAUUUUCCUGACACGUACGGCACAGGCAAGGUCUGCUACUGGACCAUACAAGUUCCAGGAGCAUCUCGAAUCCACUUCAACUUUGCUCUUUUUGAAAUCAAAGAUGCUACAGAUAUGGUGGAAUUGCUGGAUGGCUAUACCUAUCAUGUUAUAGCUCGUUUUAAUGGCAAGAACCGGCCUCCCCACACCUUUAACAUCUCUUUGGAUUUUGUUAUUUUGUACUUCUUCUCAGAUGAAAUCAAUCAGGCCCAGGGAUUUGCUAUCAGAUACAGAGCUGUGAAGGACAAUGUGCAUCAAAACAAGACUCCAGUGAAUCAAACCCUUUCAGAGAAGACGAAUGAACAAGCAAAUCUCAGCAUCAAUGCAGCCCGGUCUUCAAAGAUACUUUAUGUCAUCACAACCAGCCCAAGUCAUCCCAGUAGCUCCAUGCCUGAGUGGACAAUAUAUAGUCUCACAGCACUGCUCAUCCUAAGCGUUACAGCCAUACUGGCAAAGGUAUUUCUCCACAUAACCAUGAGAUCCCAUCAGAUACCAUCUGCAACCGAAACAGAAGAUUCCAGUGAGGUUACUGCUGCUGGCGAGAUCUGGACUAUAUUUUACGAGCCAUCCACAUCGAUAUCCAUUUUCAAGAAAAAGCUUCGAAGUCAACAAGAUGACUGCAACCCGCUAGUGGGAAACUGAGGUGGCUUUUAUUUUACAAGUAUCGAUCUUCUUAAAAUCCAGGGUUUGGAGAGAAAGAAGAAAAGUCUGACAUGCACAACUGUUGUAAUCCCACAUGAUUCAGCAUACAGAAACGCCCCAACGACACUAGCAGCUGAGUGCCGACAGCUGGAGGGCACGGACACCUCAGGAUGUUAGAGUUUAUAGCAUUUUCUUCAACAAAUUGAAAAUACCUGCGGAAGAAGCAUUUGUUUGGCAUUGAUCUGAACGGCCCUCUGACCUCCUACCUAGCAGUUCCCUCAACAGGCUGGACAGGCUGCAAAUGUGACAUUGGCCACGGUUUUAGAAGCAACUGUUUUGACAUCAAAACCAUCAUGAGGAGCUGCCUCCUCAUAUACACACAUUCCAGCCCCUGCUCUGGCCCCCUCUUCACUCUGUUGUGUUGGUAUGACCGGCUGUGUGGUGGUGCAAUAAACUGACCAGGUUAAAAAUUACCAUCGCUUUUUCUUCCCUGAGUUACUUUUAACAGAGAUGAGUUCUCCGAUCUUGUAUAUUGGGCGGUUGGACAGAGAGGUGAGCUGACAGAGCUACGUGGUCAAUAAGCCAUAGGAAAAUGAGAGCCAUCUGCCCCAGAAGCAGGGGCAGCGAGCGCUUGCGCGGGCGCUGCCAGCCCAGCAACGUGCGAGACUGACGCCUUACUUUCUGCAGCGCGUCGGUUACAGUAGCCUGCCCUGUAUGUGGCACUCAGGUGGAAGGGGGCCAGCGGGACAAGCGGCCUCCCUAAUUCAAAAUCUACAUUUAAAACUAGUUUAGUUUGCUGACUGAAUGAUUUUAUAUGUACUUUUGUCUUAAUAUUGUUAUGUUGGGGGGAAAUAGAGACUGUGUUAUUUAAAAAUGUGUGAUAUGCCAUCAUAGUAAUAUAUAUAUUUAUAUAUGUAUAGGAAAUGCCAUUAUUUAAUACAGCGUAUUAUGCUUGUAUCUUGCUAACAUUUUAUAGGAAGAAAAGAUGUUAGUUUACACUCUGAGAAAAAUAAAUUUUCUAUACACUGUAACCAUAGAAAAAUAUCAAAGAUAAUUCAUUGGUAUGUAUAUGAUAGAACACCAAGAAGAAGGCAACUCAGACUCAGUUUUGUGGCAGAAUAGAUGCUGAUGAAACAACUGCUUUAAGAUGCACUUUCCUCCUUUGAAUCUCAUUUCUAGCUUGUAAUUGUAUCGGGCUGUUCUUCAGAUUCUGCAAAUUCACGUGCCUGUACUCUCAGGACCAUUUUAACAUCAAACGUGUCAUCUGCUGUUUUGAUCAAGCAUUAACAUCGUCUUUUUUAGGGCUUGUUUCUGCUAGAUUUUCUACAGCCAGUACAGUGCUGAGGAGGUUUAUCACAUUGCUCACACAGACAACCCAGUGCUAUUGCAGAAUUACAGUCUCUGUAUCCCAAGCUCCCCUGGCAAUAGUAUAAAUGGGAGAUUUUUACUAAUAGCCGUGGAAACUGUCCUGAAUCUGCAGCCUGUAUGACUACAGGCCAAACACGUCAGCAGACACUUGG